Molecule: messenger RNA, 2188 nt
Organism: Gymnodraco acuticeps
Lineage: Eukaryota; Metazoa; Chordata; Actinopteri; Perciformes; Bathydraconidae
Gene: slc31a2
Product: solute carrier family 31 member 2
Biological process (GO): copper ion transmembrane transport
Cellular component (GO): membrane
Molecular function (GO): copper ion transmembrane transporter activity
Source: RefSeq, a predicted model, not a curated record
UGUUCAUCUGCUCCUCCCAUUCUUCGUCUAAUGCUAGCUAAACAGCGAUUAAGGUGCAAUUAAUUGCCAUUUAUAUCCAACGUGGUCGAUGUUUACGAUAGUAUUUUAGUCUCGGGAUACUUUAAUGGCAUGAGUCUUUAUUUUACAUUUAUUUCUAUCGCCAUUUGAGUCCGAAUUCUGAGAAACUCCAUUACCCAUCAGACAUCAAUUAUUGUCUGAACUCGGGCUAGUUGCUGUAUAUAUUAUUCCGCUGCACUGAGUUGCUUGGUCCCUUGCUGCUGCUCUGGUUGUGGUGCAUUCCAGAAAUUGCUCAUACUUGACCGCACACGAGCAACAACUGUCCCCGGGCUGUGAGUCGUCUGGGAUGGGUAACUGGAGUCCAUAACUGCGCUCAGCAACUUCACCAUAAUGUCGAUGACUUUUGGCUGGUCGAGCAGCGUGACUCUGCUGUUUGACUUCUGGGAUGUGCACGGGCCUGCAGGGAUGGUGCUGUCGGUGUUUGUGGUCCUGCUGCUGACGGUGUUCUACGAGGUGCUCAAAGUGUGGAGGCUGUGGUUGAGCAGGAGCUCUAAGCUGGCCCAGCCUCAGUCUGCGUACGCCCCCCCCCCAUCCUACCGCAGCGACAGCACCGCAGCGCUGGAGAGCAGCCCCUCCGAGUCCUCGCUGAACCCCAUGGAGCCCCCCCCUCCCGCUGCUAACACCACACACAGAUGGCUGCUGCAUGCGAUCCAGACGGCCCUCCACAUGCUGCAGGUGUCUCUGGGGUACAUGCUGAUGCUGUGCGUCAUGUCCUACAACACCUGGAUUUUCCUCGGGGUCGUGGUGGGCUCCGUCCUCGGGUAUUUCAUCUCCUUCCCUCUCGUGGUUCACAAAUGAUGAUAUGGACAUACUUCAGACACAGGGUGGAUUUUAUCUGUAUUUGUUCCCUGAGUUAAGAGGAUCUUAUGCUCUGGAUAUUUGAGGGGAAACCACCUAAUUUGAAUUGUGUUGUUCUGCUUCUUAGUUGUGUUUUGUGAAAAUGUGAACACUAGGCUAGGACAAGGGGAGUUCCUAAUACGCUGAAUGAUAAGAUGAGCAACCCAACACACACUACUGCUGCAUGAAACACAUCUGGAUAUUGAAACUAAAAUAUUAUGCACAAACUCAUUUGCACUGUCUGUGAGCAGCACUGUGUCCCUCUUUAAUCUGUGGCCUCAGGGCUCUUUAGAGGUCACUUUGACUGGACAUACUUAGUAGUAUCAUUUGUCUUUGACCAGAGGAACAAUAUGCAUAUUUGUAUCGUUUUUCAGGUGUUUUCUUUUAUGUUAAAGAGAUACAACAUUGUGUUUCUGAGGCGUAAUCUUGCUCAUUUUAUGAACAGCAAACAUCUAGGAGGAGAUUGGAGUUUAGUUUAAUUGGACUCCAGCAUUUAAAUUCUCCACAGCAGAGGAACGACAACAAUGUAAAGAAGGGAAGUCAGGCUCGUGGCAUAUUACGGUUAUUUCUGGUCAACAGUGUCAGACGCAGACUCGCACUCUGAGCUGAGAUUGGCGGUCAGAGGGCUUUUGACAGGGCUAAGAAUCAGGAACUGAAUCUGUGAUCGCGGUUUGUAAACUUCUCUAAUGUGUCAUCUUGGUUCACGGACCUUCUCUCACGUGAAAGACAAUCAUGUGGUUCGUGGCAAUCAUUGACAACCCUUGACCUGCAAAGAAAAGAACCCUGAAACCGACUGUUUGAGUUUUUAAACUAGUUUUAGACUAAUUCCAGUUAGUGGUUUGUUGAAAAUAAUAAUAAAUGUCUCCUCAAUGCGUUUCUGUCGCAAGAACUUGGCCGACAAAAAUAAAGAAUAAAGUUGAUGAAAUAGUUGUAUUCAUCCAUAUUUUAAUAUGUAUAUACAGUUUAUUGCAAGAAGGGAAAGGCACUAGACAAACAGCUGCUCACACCACAGACAGAUACUUGUAAUAAAUAAACAGGAGAAGGGGACGGACAGUUUGUUGCAUUGGAACGAAUGGUUCGGAACAAACUCUAAAUGUGCCUUGGAUACAGUGAGUGGUUUUAUUACAGGUCACUGAAUCAUAAAAAUGAGAGUUAAAAGUUUUCCCUAAUUUCAUUUGAAAAUACAUUGAUAUGUAAUUGCAAUUUUUUAAAGAUGUUCCUGCAAAGAAAUAUGUAAUUUGAUACUAAUUCUAAUAAAAAUGAAGACAUGAAA